Mycotypha africana is the source of this 367-nucleotide messenger RNA. RefSeq lists its product as uncharacterized. The transcript has a single exon. Lineage: Eukaryota; Fungi; Mucoromycota; Mucoromycetes; Mucorales; Mycotyphaceae. The record is from RefSeq and is a predicted model, not a curated record. Bases 1 to 324 code for a protein of 107 amino acids.
AUGGGACAGCACUGUUCAAAAUGGGAUAGCACUAUUCAAAGUGGGAUAGCCCUUUUUAAAGUGGAAAGCACUUUUCAAAAUGGGACAGCACUAUUCAAAGUGGGACAGCACUAUUCAAAGUGGGAUAGCACUUUUCAAAAUGGGACAGCACUUUCAAAGUGGAAAGCACUAUUCAAAGUGGGACAGCACUGUUCAAAAUGGGAUAGCACUAUUCAAAGUGGGAUAGCCCUUUUUAAAGUGGAAAGCACUUUUCAAAGUGGGAUAGCACUUUCAAAGUGGGAAAGCACUAUUCAAAGUGGGAUAGCACUUUUCAAAGUGGGAUAGCACUAUUCAAAGUGGGAUAGCCCUUUUUAAAGUGGGAAAGCAC